GGAUAACCGGAAGCGGUCAUAGAGAAGCGCUGACUGGGCACUGCAGCUGCAGCACUCAGACACUGGAGCGGCUACUGGGUGCCAGUUGUAGGAAAUAAAUCAUGGCUUCACGUGCAGGUCCGCGAGCAUCAGGAACAGAUGGAAGUGACUAUCAACAUCGAGAAAAAGUGGCCAGCCAUUACCAGAUGAGUGUGUCUUUAAAAUCGGAGAUAAAAAAACUAAUCUAUGCACACGUUGGGAUCUGGUUGCUAAUUGCUGCUCAGAUGUGCGUAGCCCACUUUAAACUGGUGUCUCACGAUUUGGUAGCUAUGCCUUACCAAUGGGAAUAUCCGUAUCUCCUGAGCAUCAUCCCCUCCCUCCUUGGCUUGUUCUCCUUCCCUCGCAACAACAUAAGUUACCUGGUACUCUCCAUGAUCAGCGCUGGACUGUUCUCUAUUGCUCCUCUUAUCUAUGGAAGUAUGGAGAUGUUCCCUAUGGCGCAGCAGCUUUACCGCCAUGGCAAGGCUUACCGUUUUAUCUUCGGCUUCUCUGCAGUGGCCGUCAUGUACUUGGUAAUGGUGGUGGCCGUCCAAGUUCACGGCUGGCAGAUUUACUAUAGCAAGAAACUCUUGGACUCUUGGUUCACAAGCACCCAGGAGAAAAAGAAAAAGUAACCACAUGGCGAGCGUGAACCUCUGGACAGGAUAGGGAGAGACAUUCGUCUUCAGUUGUGCAUGAAGAAUCCUGUGUAUUUAUAGAUACAAUGUGAUAAUAGGGGAAAUAUAAAAUCUUUGUUAUUCAGCUUUAUUUAAUGAUGAUUUUUUUUUUUUAUCAGCCGCUCACAUGAUCAUCGUUUCCAAGUUUUUGUUUUUUUAAAUUGAAUUAAGGGGUAUUAGAAAGUGUAUUUGUUCUUCCACUUUUUAUAUUAAAGGGACAUAUAUAUGAAUGCGAACACCAAUAUAUUCUCUGGCUUUAGUUUAAAGGGACAUUAAACACUUUGAGAUAGUAAUAUAAAAUUAUAAAUUGUAUAAAUAUUUAAAAGUCUGCAAUAUACUUUCAUUAUUUUAUUUUUUUUCCCCUUUUCCUGCAAUUGCAUUCUAAAAUUGUGAGCUUUUCAGUUCCUGUUAGGAAUGGAAGUGCAGGACACUGUUAUAUUCCUCACAGCCAUUGGCUGCACUUUCUAGUGACCUAUUUAUAACUGUUCCUAAUUGGCCGCAGCAGAGAAGUUUAACAACAUGGCAGCUCCCGUGGUUUAAUAGACAUUAAACAUUGACAAAAUAAGUGUAAAGUUUUAAACAGCUAAUGAAACUUUAAAAAAUACAUCUACUACUUGUUCUCAGACUAAUCUUUUCUUUGAAUGCAUCAUUCUUUGUAGCAUUUAUUUAGUGCUUAAUGUCCCUUUUAAUAUUACAAUAUCUCUUUGUGUAUUUUAUAGGAUCAGGGAUAAAACUUAAAGGGACAGUCUACACCAGAAUUUUUAUUAUUUUAAAAUAUAGAUAAUCCUGUUAUUACCCAUUCCCCAGCUUUGCAUAACCAAUACAGUUAUAUAAAUACACUUUUUACCUAUGUGAUUACCUUGUAUCUAAGCCUCUGCAAUCUGCCCCCUUAUUUCAGUGUUUUUGACAGACUUGCAUUUUAGCCAAUCAGUGCUGGCUCCUAGGAACUCCACGUGCAUGAGCUCAAUAUUAUCUAUAUAACACACAUGAACUAACACCCUCUAUUGGUGAAAAACUGUCAAAAUGCACUAAGAGAAGAGGCGGCCUUCAAGGGCUUAGACAUUAGCAUAUGAACCUCCCUAGGUUUAGCUUUCAACUAAGAAUACCAAGAGAACAAAGCAAAAUUGCUGAUAAAAGUAAAUUGUAAAACUGUUUAAAAUGACAUGCCCUAUCUGAAUCAUGAAAGUUUUAUUUUGGACUAGACUGUCCCUUUAAUUAUUAACUGCUUCUUUUUCAUCUUGUUGUAAUGACCCAUGCAGCUUUUUUUUUACAUCAGACUUUUAUACAAUAGAGGCAAUAGGUUAUGAGUUUUUUUUAUUUUCCGGUCUGCAAAGCAUCUUCAAGCCUAUCGUAUAAGAAGAAAUCUGCUUGUGUGACACAUCCCAAGAAAAUCAAACUAGAGAUGAAAUCUGUAUUAAAAAUAAAGGGUACAAUUGUAAAUGUGACCAGCUUGUUAAUUUGCAGCAAUAAAAAAGCAGGAAUAUUGUAUUUAAAGGGAUAUGAAACCCAAAAAUGUUCUUUUGUGAUUCAGACAGAAUAUACAUUUUAAAAAAAGUUUCCAAUUUAUUUCUAUUAUCAAAUUUGUUUCGUUCCCCUGAUAUUCUGUUUUGUAAAGAUACCUAAGAUAGGCGUCUGGUGCACUACAUGACAGGAAAUAGUGCAAAAGGAUAACAUUCUUACAAAGCUGCUGCUAUAUAGUGCUCCAGAACCUACGCCUAGGUCCCUGCUUUUCAACAAAAGAUACCAAGAGAAUGAAGAAAUUGACAAUAGAGGUUAAUUAGAACGUUGUUUAAAAUAGCUGCUCUGUUUGAAUUAUGAAAGAACAAUUUCCCUUUAAUGCUGUUGUUAUCUUGCUAUACAAGAUCA
Bombina bombina (fire-bellied toad) is the source of this 2561-nucleotide messenger RNA. RefSeq names its product jagunal homolog 1 (gene JAGN1). The record is from RefSeq and is a predicted model, not a curated record. NCBI's taxonomy places the organism in Eukaryota, Metazoa, Chordata, Amphibia, Anura, Bombinatoridae. Bases 102 to 653 code for a protein of 183 amino acids. Gene Ontology annotation, cellular component: endoplasmic reticulum membrane. The transcript has 3 exons. Gene Ontology annotation, biological process: granulocyte colony-stimulating factor signaling pathway; vesicle-mediated transport; endoplasmic reticulum organization.